AUGAGUAUAAUCAUUAUACCAGCCAUAUUAUUCUUUUGUAUAGCUCAGUCGACGCUGAUAUAUUGCAAUAAUAAUUCAUCUUUAACAUGUUUUGACACACAACCUAAAAAUGUCGAAUGUAAUGUCGAACAUUUUAAAGUUGUAAAAGAUAAAUUGUACAUUGAUGAUUCUAUAACAGAUAUUUACUGUUUAACUACAAAAACUUUGACUGUAGAAUUCAUUGUGAAGCCGAAGGAAUUGACUGUAUUUUUUGAUAACAGUAGUUUAAUAUUAAAAUACAACCAAACAGUCAAUUACUUUAACAAUGUCAAAAACUCGAUAUUUAUUUACAAAAAUUCAACAUUUUUUAAGACCAAUGAAACAAGAAUCAGUUUAUCUUCAGCAACAAAAUUAUCUUUAAAAGGGUGUGGCACAAAUCAAGAAUUAGACACAAAUGGAAAUUGUUGUCCCACAAAUUGUAAAAUAAAAUCUUGUGAUCCGAAUGGUGGUCAAUGUAAUCAAUGUGAUGAUGGUUACUUUUUGAGAUAUUCGAUAUGUAACCCAUGUAUAGACGGUUGUAACGAUUGUCUUGGUCUAUCGACUUGUCUUACUUGUAAAGUGGGAUAUUACAUUACGGAUGAAUCCACGUGUCUACUGUGUAAUACCGUAGAUCCACAUUGUAUAAGUUGCACUAAAACUUCUUGCAACAAUUGUGAAAAUGGAUACUAUAAUAGCAUGGGAUCAUGUCAAAUAUGUCCAAGUUCAUGCAAACAGUGUUCUACAGAUAGUCCAUCAUGUUUAUCAUGUCCAUCAAAUUACGUUAUUGUUGCAUACCCUGCUGUUGGAUGUGAGCCGUGUUCUUCUUUUGACCCAAAUUGUAAAACGUGUGAUUCAAGUUUUCGGAGGAGGUGUUAUGAGUGCAAUAAGGGGUAUUACCCAUCACAGUAUACUGAAAAAUGUGAACCCUGUUCUACAACUUGUGAAUCGGAUGGGUGUAACACGUUUAAUGGUGUUUGUAAUACAUGUAUCGAUUUGUAUACAAAACAAGAAACACCAAAUCAAUUGGAUUGUGAACCAUGUCCUAAUUUAGAUUCAAACUGUCAAACAUGUUCAAAAACAACAAGAAAAUGCAACACAUGUAAAGCUGGUUAUUACCCAUUAACUGUGUCACCUUUUACAUGUCAAGAAUGCGAUGAGACAUGUGGAAACAAUUGUGAUCAACAGUAUGGAUAUUGUACUUCGUGCAAACUUGGUUAUGUAUUAAAACUUGAUAGCAAUUCACUCAAAUGUGAGUCGUGUCAAUUAUUUGAUCCAAAUUGCCAGACUUGUAAAGAAGAUGGGGAGAGAAAGUGUCUGAUUUGUAAUAAUAAGUACAAACCUGCCAGUAAUGGGAUUUGUAUUAAAUGUGAUUCAACCUGUUUGGACAACUGUGAUGGAACAAAUGGAAUUUGUACCAAGUGUACGAGUGGCUAUGUUCCUUAUAACCCAACACAGACAAUCUGUCAACAAUGCACUAAAUUUGACGCAAAUUGUAUUCAAUGUGCAACAAACAGCACUCGCACUUGUGUAAAUUGUAAAAGCCAAAUGUACCCAUCUGCACAACAAAAUGGCGAUGUUAUUUGCGUCAAUUGUAGUUUAACGUGUGCUGAUUGUGACACUACAAAUGGUAACUGUAAAACAUGUUCAUUAUCAAAUUGGGUUGUUACAGAACCAUUAUCAAUACAAUGUGAAAUGUGUUCCACUUUUGAUUCGAAUUGUGUGACGUGUUCUGUUGACUCAAGCCGUGUUUGUACAACAUGUAAAAGCGGUCUUCGUCCAAACACAACAAGUGGGAAGUGUGUUGAAUGUGGGUUGCACUGUGCAUCUGGUGCGUGUGACCCAACGAGUGGGAUUUGCAACCAGUGUGAUGCAAAUUACGUGUUUCAGAGCACAAAGACCGACCAAUGUGAGAGUUGUUCGACAUUUGACGCCAACUGCAUCACAUGCGCAUCGGACUCAACUAGGAAGUGCAAACAAUGUAAGGCAGGGUAUUACUCGAAGACAUCAGGCGAUUUCAAGUGUCAGAGCUGUGAUGUAACAUGUGGUGGAAAGUGCGACAAGACAACUGGAAUGUGUGCUGGGUGCCAAAGUGGGUAUGUGCCAACAUUACCAAUUACAAAUAAAUGUGAGACGUGCCAAACUUUCGAUUUGAACUGUGUUGAGUGUAAAACAAACCAAAGAAAGUGCAUCAACUGUCAGAGUGGGAUGUAUCCAAACACAAAUGGGAUAUGCACUCUGUGUGACACGACAUGCAAUGGACAGUGCAACGCAUCAACUGGUGUCUGCACAAGGUGUGCUACAAACCACGUCUUUGAUGACCCGCCAAACAAAGUGUGUGUUGCAUGCAAAUCAUUUGACACAAACUGCAAUAAAUGUGCCUCUGAUAACACGCGGCGAUGUUACCAGUGCGAAGAUGGAUAUUAUCCGGCCAGUGAUGGCGCGUGUGUCAGAUGUGCAUCUGGGUGUGCGACGUGCAGCCCAAUCACAGGUGUGUGCUCAAAGUGUGUUGCCCAAUAUGUCCCAAGUCUGAUUGACAAAAAGUUGUGUCUUUCAUGCAAUUCGUUUGAUUCCAACUGCUUGCAAUGUGCAACUACUUUUACCCGGACAUGCACAACAUGUAAAACGGAAGCGAUGUAUCCACAAAACGGAAUAUGUGUGCCAUGUGAUUCGCCGUGCAACGGAAAAUGUGACCCAACCAACGGGAACUGUCGAAGCUGUUUGUCUGGAAAUGUGUUGACAAGUCCUGUUUCAAAAGUGUGUGAGAGCUGCCAGACAUUCGACAGUCACUGCCAAGCAAACUCGUGUGCAUCAAAUGGAAGCCGCAUAUGCACAAAUUGUACAGCUGGCUACUUCCCACAAAGUGAUGGGAGAUGUGGACUGUGUGAUACAACAUGUGGCGGGAUGUGUAACACAGUAAGUGGGGUGUGCACCGGCUGUUCGUCCAACCACGUCUACAACCCAAGCAACACAAAGACGUGCAGAACAUGUUCUUUGCUUGAUGCAAAUUGUUCCAUUUGCGACAGCAACUUUAGAAGUGAGAAGUGUGUUUCGUGUAUAGCUGGUUAUUACCCAGACAGCAAUGGGAAGUGCAUGUUGUGUGACAACACGUGUGGUGGUAAGUGUGAUACUUCAACAGGUGUGUGCACUGGGUGUCUUGAUGGGUACGUCAAGAACGGGAUGAACUGCAUCAGCUGUGCUGCCUUUAAUGUGGAUUGUGAGACGUGUGACAGCAAUUAUGAAAAGAAAUGUACUGUCUGUAAGAACAACAAAUACUCGGUGAAUGGUGUCUGUGUGAAAUGUGAUGAAGUGUGUGAUAACUGCGAUGGUGUGACUGGGAAGUGUAAAUCGUGCAGUGAAAACAGUGUUGUCCAGGCUGGCAGCACUGACACAUGUGAAACUUGCAGCACAUUUGACUCACUGUGUGUGACUUGUGCAAGUGAUGCAACACGCAACUGUGUAAAAUGCACAACAAAUAAUUACCCGGUUCUCCAAUCAAAUGGCGAGAAAAGAUGCCAACAAUGCGACACUACAUGCAAUGGAAACUGUAACACAGAAACGGGAUACUGCAAAAGCUGCUUGUCAAACUACGUCUUUGUCAGUGCAACAAGUCUUGUCUGUGAGAAUUGCACAUCAUUUGAAAAACACUGCACCACUUGUUCGCCAACACAUGAGAGAAGAUGUGUUACAUGCAACACGGGUUAUCGUUCUUUUAGUGAUGGUAAUUGUGUUUUGUGUGAUUCUACAUGUGCCAACAGUUGUGAUGGAAGCACCGGAAACUGCCUAUCGUGUAAAACUGGUUAUGUGUUGUCUGCAUCUCCGUCACAGAGAUGCAUAACAUGUGAACAAUUUGACAUGUACUGUGCUGAAUGUCCAGGUGGUGCAGAAAGAAAGUGCAAACAAUGUAAGGCAGGGUAUUACCCGAAGACAUCAGGCGAUUUUAAGUGCCAAAGCUGUGAUGUAACAUGUGGUGGACAAUGCAAUACGGUCAGCGGAAUGUGUACUGGGUGCCAAAGUGGGUAUGUGCCAGACAGUGUUGCAUCGCUUCAAUGUGUGGCUUGCCGAACUUUUGAUACCAAUUGUGUGAAAUGUGUUGAUAACAAAAGAGAGUGUGCAAUAUGUGAUAACGGAAUGUAUCCAAACACAAAUGGGAAAUGUACUCUCUGUGACACAAGUUGCAAUGGGCAGUGCAACGCAUCAACUGGUGUCUGCACAAGCUGUGCUACAAACCACGUCUUUGAUGACCCGCCAGACAAAGUGUGUGUUGCAUGCAAAUCAUUUGACACAAACUGCAUCACCUGUUCGCCAGACUUUUCGAGGAAGUGCAAAGUGUGUGUAAUUGGGUUCUAUCCCGAUGAUGCAUCUGGCAAAUGUGUUGCGUGUUCCACAAUAUCAAAUUGUAAUAGAUGUUCAUCUGAAACAAAGAAGUGUAUGACUUGCAAAGAUCCGUUUAUUCAGAGAAGUGGUGGUUGUGAAAUCUGUCCGAUUGGCGAAUACAAGUUCGGUGAAACAACAUGUUCUGAGUGUUACAACAAUGUUGAUUUUUGUGACGAAUGUCAAACAAUUUCUGUUGGUCAAGUAAAAUGCACCAAAUGUAUUUCUCCUUAUGUUUUGAAUGGCACCAAAUGUGUUUUAUGUGAAAAUGGUUAUAUUUAUGACAACACAAAUGAAACACCCGUUUGUACCAAACUCGGUAAUAAUUGUGAAUUGACGGAUGAUGCCAAAAAUUGUAUUUUAUGUGGAGAAAAAAGCUUUAUUUCUAAUGGUAAAUGUGUAUCCUCCGAGACUUGUGAAUCUCCAUCUUUAACUUCGUGUGACUGUUCGGACCAAAUAUCUAUCAACUCAAUUUGUACAAUUAAAAUAGAAUAUUGUAAAUACCAGAAAUCGGAAAGAGGAAUUGCAACAUGUAUUAAUUGUGUUAAUAAUUAUACUCUGAAUGAUGGAGGUGUUUGUGAACAACAAAACGUGUAUGGGUUAGUUAGAAAUGGAGUUGCUUUUGGUUGUAAAACUGGACAAUAUUUAACAACCGAAAACACGUGCGACAGUUGUGGUGCAUCAAAUGUUGUGUGUACAAAUCAAAACUCGUUUUUGAAAUGCGGUGAUUCAAAUAUAAAUGAUAUAGAACAACUAAAGUGUACAACCGAUUUACAAUGUGAUUUGGUUCUCAAUGAAUUUUGUGUCCAAUGCAAACAAAAUGAUAUGGAAAUAAUACAUGGAAAGUGUACAAGAUGUCAAAUAGAAAAUUGUAAGCAAUGUGUUGGUGGAAUGUGUCAAUUAUGUAACGAGAACUACUUGAUGUAUAAUAAAAAUCGAUGUGUAAUAAACGAACAAGUCAACUGUGAACGUACAAGUCAAUAUGGGUGUGUUGAGUGUAAAAAUGGUUAUUACUCGGUUGAUACAAAAAACACGGAAGAUAAUUACCAAUUUUGCACCAAAAUCACAUUACAAAAUUGCAAACACAUUUCAUUUGUAAAUUCGUCUGAAAUUUGUUUGGAGUGUCUUGACGCUUUCAAAAUGAAAGAUGGAAUUUGUGCAGAUAAUUUUAAUACAAAAGAAGAUGAUCAUAAAGAAGAAAAACAAACACUUUAUUCAUCAAAAAGUGUUUUCAAAAAAGCAGAAAAAAGUGAAUGCCAAACACGUAAUAACAAAGGAUGUCAACGAUGUCCAAGUGGGUAUUAUUUGAACAAAAAUAGUUGUGAAAAGUGUUCAAAUGAAUGUCUGAGUUGUUACAAUGCAACUUAUUGCAUUUCGUGUAACAGUGGAUACUUUCUUGAUUCAUCAAUGAAAUGCAGAACACUUGGUGAAUUGGAAAAGAAGUGUGAUGUAACAUUGCCGACUGGUGGCGGAUGUGCGAUAUGUAAAGUUGGGUAUUACAAAGUCGAAAAAGAUUGUAAUGAGUGUGAUAAAUCCUGUGAUAUUUGUGUGAAAAAAGAUGAGUGUUUGUCAUGUAAAGAAGGUUACUUUAAAAUCCCAAGUGAAUCCAAUAAACUAUGUUUAUCAAAUACAACACUCUCAAAUUGUUUAGAGUCAAAUUUUGAAGGGUGUGAAUCGUGUGAAAAUUCUUAUUAUUUACAAAACGGUCGUUGUCUAAAUUGUGAAGAAAACUGUUUAAAAUGUUAUAAUGCAGAUGAAUGCAUAUCUUGUGCAAACGAAUACAUCUUAAGCAAUGGAAAAUGUGUAUAUUAUUCUACAAUAGUUAAUUGUAUUUUAUCAAAUGAUUCGAAAUGCAUCAAAUGUGACAAAAAUUCAAUACCGUCUGAUGAUGGAGAUUCUUGUAUUUUUCAAACAAAUUACGGACUUGUUGUUGGCACUCCCAUUUCGAUUGUGAUAGUACUUAUCAUCAUCUUUGUCAUACUCUUUUUCGUCUUUUUCAAAAUCUACCAGACAAACAAAAAGCGCAAAGAUUUAAAGAAUAUUUGCACCUUUGACAUGAGUCGGUCUAACGUUGAAAUGGUAUCAAUGAAUAACAACUUGUGUACAAACAAACCAGUUUUAAAGUUCGAUUUAGAUGAUAUUGAGCAAAUACCAGUAGAUUCAGAGACUCGCGACUUAGUCUGUGUUGGUAACACAUCAAAACACAAAAUGAAGAUUCAAUUUAGUGUAUUAGAAGGGUGUGACAACUAUAAGAUACGUACAACACCUUCACUUGUAACUUUAAAGAAAGGAGAAGCGUGUGAAUUUGAGAUAUUUAUCGAACCGUUGUGUUCAUGUCAUUUAGAAGAAGACAUUAUGGUUAUUGCACUUGACAUAGAAACUGGUGUACAGUACAACGAGAAGAUCCAAAUCGAAGUUUUGACUGAAAACUCGACAAAAUUGAAUUACAAAGAACUCAACGAAGAAAAGAAAAUUGGCGAAGGUUCUUUUGGUAUAGUCUACAAAGGUAAUUACAGAGGAAAUACAGUGGCAAUUAAGAGAAUGAAAGAGUCGACUGGAGAAAACAAUGAUAUGACUGAGUUUACAAAAGAAGUAACAAUGUUGGACAAAUUUAGAAGUGAUUACAUUGUUCAUUUUUAUGGCGCUGUAUUUAUUCCCAACAAAGUGUGUAUGGUCACUGAAUUUGCACAAUUUGGGUCUUUACAGGAUUUGAUGAAGAACAAAAAGACGAGUGAAAUAUCAAAUAAGUUGCGGGUAAAAAUUGGUAUAGAUGCAGCAAAGGGUAUUUUAUAUUUACAUGAAAAUGGCAUCUUACACAGAGAUAUCAAACCAGACAACAUCUUAGUUGUUUCUUUGGAUAUAAACGUUACUAUUAAUGGAAAGUUGACUGAUUUCGGGUCAUCUAGAAAUGUUAAUCUGUUGACGACGAACAUGACAUUCACUAAAGGGAUUGGCACACCAGUAUACAUGGCUCCUGAAGUAUUGAGUCAACAGAAGUACAAAAGAGCGGCAGAUGUUUACUCAUUUGGAGUGACAAUGUAUGAAACAUUUAAAUGGGGUGAAGCUUACGAUAAAGAACGGUUCAGAUUCCCUUGGAAAAUAGCAGAAUUUGUAAUGUCUGGAAAACGCCUCGAGAAACAUGAAAUAAUGUCUGAAGAAGUAUACCUUGUUAUUAAAAAAUGUUGGUGUCAUGCACCAAUUGACAGAAUUGAAAUAGAAGAGGUUGUUAAAAUCCUUGAGUUAAUUAAUUCUGUGUGA
This is a messenger RNA of Entamoeba invadens IP1, 7647 nucleotides long. Its product is annotated as protein serine/threonine kinase, putative. The transcript has a single exon. NCBI's taxonomy places the organism in Eukaryota, Evosea, Mastigamoebida, Endamoebidae. Bases 1 to 7647 code for a protein of 2548 amino acids. The record is from RefSeq and is a predicted model, not a curated record. Gene Ontology annotation, molecular function: protein binding; protein kinase activity; ATP binding. Gene Ontology annotation, biological process: protein phosphorylation.